AAGCCCGCCCAGGUUUCGUCAUUAGUGCGUCUUUCUACUACCGGCGGAUCCGGCGAAGGUGAACGCCGUCUUCACUCUGGUUGCUAAGUUUCUCAGAAUGUCGGGAAUGGGGAGUGAUGAAGGUGAAAAUAUCAUUCCUUUCCAGCUACAGUUCGACAAGCCCAUACCUUUUCAGAUUAAGAUAGCUGAGUGGAACCCGGAGAAGGAUUUACUGGCAAUGGUUACGGUGGAUUCAAAGAUUUUGCUGCAUCGGUUCAAUUGGCAGAGAUUAUGGACUGUUUCUCCUGGAAAGCCUGUUACUUCUUUAUGUUGGCGUCCUGAUGGUAAAGCUAUAGCUGUUGGGCUUGAGGAUGGAACCAUUGCGCUUCAUGAUGUUGAGAACGGGAAGCUAUUAAGGAGCUUGAAGCCCCAUACUGUAGCUGUUGUGUGUCUUAACUGGGAGGAGGAUGGACAAUCCAAUAUGGAUAAAAUUGAAAAUUUCUCAGUUUAUGAGGACCGGACCUCCCGUUUUUUCCCUCCUGCUCCAAGAGCUCCAAAGGUGCCUGGACUGGUAGCUGGUGAUUCCAGUUUCAUGGAUGACGGUGAAGAUUCUUUGGCAGAACUAUCUAAUACCUCAUUCCGGAAGUUUAACAUUCUCUGCAGUGGAGAUCAGGAUGGGAGCAUAUGCUUUAGUAUAUUUGGAAUAUUUCAGAUAGGCAAGAUUAACAUACACGAGCUGUCUGUUCCUGUUCAGCAUCUGGAUGAGCAUGCCUCUUGCAAAAUAAUCAAUGCGUCUAUCCACAAGGUUGCUCUGUCGAAAGACCUUUGUCGUCUGGUAGUAAUGUGCACAGGAGAGCUUACAGAUUGUGAUAUCAAGCCCAAAGAGGAAAAAUUUAAUGUUCAAGAUCAACAUGGUUUACAUUGCCUUGCAAUGGACACAUCUAUAUUUUGGAAAAGGAAAUAUGAGCUUCAUCAGGUUGCUCAACAAGCUUCUAACAUUGAAGAUUUGACUGAGGUUAUUCGAGCAUCCCUGUCGGUUAUGAGCAAACAAUGGGCGGAUGCAAUGAAAACAUUUCAUGACAAGUUUCAUUCUCUUUCCACCUUGAUCGUAGAUAAUGGACUGGAAUCAUCUCCUCAAGAAGAAUUUCUUAGUCUUUUGGGUGGUGCGCGAAUAAGUCCAGCGCUUAAUCAGUUUCUAGUUAACUCUCUGGGCGAAGUGUUACUCCUUAAUGAAGCCACUGAGAAUGCUGGUCUUUUACUUGUACAAGUGCAACGAUUUAUGAUGGUACUAUCUUCUGUUGUCCAACAGUUCUCAAAUUUCUUCAACUGGCUUGUCAGAAGCAUUAAGUAUCUUAUGCAAGAACCAAAUGAUCAGCUUUCCUCAUACAACAGUGAACUCCUUGUAGUAUUUUUGAAGUUCUUAUAUGAUCAAGAUCCUGUGAAGGACCUCCUGGAGCUAUCUGAAGUUGGUGAUAGCAUUGAAAUAGAUCUAAAAACCAUUGGAAGAGUCAAAGAGUUACUUCAGUUUGGAGGGUUUCAAGACUGUGAUUUUCUGCAGAGGACAUUGGCUAAUGAAUUCCAACACAUGGAGUAUAGCUUCAAGACGGCUCUUCUAAUGCCCUUUACAACCAUAUCAAGAAAGAUAUCAUGUAUGAAGUUGUUGCCACUUUGCCCUCUUCAGUUGUCAACAACGCAAACACCUACACCAAUUCCCAUGUCUCUUACCUUCUAUAAGAAUGAACUUUCUGAUGACACGCCUUCCCAAAGUGGGUACACUGAUUACAUAUCUUUUCAAAUCCCCAAUGAAACCUUCCCGGACAUUCCGAACUGUAUUGGUAUAGCUAAAGGUUUUAAGCAGAACUCCAACAAUGAGAAAAAUGGUUAUACUUCUCUGGAAGCCGUUUUGUUAUCUGUACCUAAUGGCUACAGUUGUGUUGACUUGUCUCUCUACAAGGAUAAAGAACUGGUUUUACUAUUGAAUAAGACAAGUGCAAACUCCGAAGGCUCGGGAGAAGCAUGCAUGAUGGUUGUACAAACUAGUGACCUCCCAUUCAUUUCCAUUUCAAGAUCCAGUUGUCUAAACCAGUGGGAGCUAGAGGAUUUUAAGGGCUCGAUUGUUAACCUGGAAAUGGAGAAUGAAAAGGUUCGAAAAGUCCCACAUUCUGCCAUUGCUCCUCUAGCAGUAAGCGCUUCAAGAGGAGUGGCUUGUGUAUUUGCUGAGAGAAGACGUGCUCUGGUGUACAUAUUGGAAGAAGAUGAAGACGAAGAAAUCACUGAGGACAAGUAAAUCUCAUCUGACGUCCCUAUUUGGUUACUCUUAAGUUACCAAAGAUAAAACUUAAGGCUCAUAUAUGUAAAACGGUGUCGCUUCAUACUUUACGACUUUUGUUCACAAUUUCACACUUCACCACCAAGGUCUUCAUUUAAUUCAACACAAGUCAUAAUUAAA
Messenger RNA from Camelina sativa (false flax), 2428 nucleotides. Lineage: Eukaryota; Viridiplantae; Streptophyta; Magnoliopsida; Brassicales; Brassicaceae. The record is from RefSeq and is a predicted model, not a curated record.